Messenger RNA from Clunio marinus, 678 nucleotides. The record is from the annotation of a GenBank genome assembly. Lineage: Eukaryota; Metazoa; Arthropoda; Insecta; Diptera; Chironomidae.
AUGGUUAUUAAUGAUCACCAAUUUCUAAAAAACAGCGAGAAAAGAAAUCGAACUUAUUGGGUGUGCAGAUUCAGAAAAAAAUUGAAUUGUCCAGCAAAAGUCACUAAAUUUGGAAACGAAGUGACGCCAUCAAAAUGUUUUCAAAUCGAUGUUAAAUUCUCUCAAACCAAUCAUAAGAAUUUAUGCAUUUACGUGAAUGGUCAAAAAUUCUUGAAGUCGGAUAAGUCGGACACAAACAUUUUCUGGGUUUGCAGUCAGAAACGUAAAAAUAAAUGCAAGGCUCGUAUAAGACAACAUGAAGAUUUCUUCUUACCACUUUCAACAAGCGACAAGGCAACGAAUGAUCAAACAUUCGAACACAAGAAAAUUAAUGAAGAAAACUUAGUAAUAAAAUACAAGAUGAGUAGCAGAAAUAAUUUAAUUAUGGUUAUUAAUGAUCACCAAUUUGUAAAAUACAGCGAAAAAGGAAAUCGAUCUUAUUGGGGGUGCAAACUGAGAAAUAAAUUGAAUUGUCCAGCAAAAGUCACUAAAGUAGGAAGCAAAGUGACGCCAUCAAAAUGUUUUCAACAUAAUCAUUUAAGAACAUGGAAAUCGAAUUUAUUGGGGAUGCAAAUUCAGAACACCAUUAAAAUGUCCAGCGAAGGUUUACCAAAUAGGAGACAAAGUGGUAGCAACUAA